CACCGCUAAAAAGUUCAAGCUCCAAAAUUUUGGCUGAUCCGCCGAACCCCACUAAAAAAACAACAAUUCUCAACUUACAACCAGUCUUUCCCUUAUACUACUACAAAAGCGCAAACGCCAUGAGUUGAUAGAGUUUACAGAGAUCGCAUUAACUCUCUGCAAACUCUAACAACUAUAUUGGUUCCAAUUUAAAGUUCUAAACGGAUUGGUAAAAGUUGCGCCGAGCUAUGAGGUUAUAAAAACCGUCAGCCAUGAAUAUUUCACAGCCAAUCUCGUCGGCUAUCGACAGCGUCGACUUCGACUUCCUGACUCCUACCGAGAUCAAAGCUAUUUCGGUCAAGAGGAUUGAGAACCCGACCACAUUUGAUAGUCUCCUGAAUCCCAUACCUGGUGGACUUUACGACCCAGCUCUUGGAGCUUGGGGAGAUUCAGUAUGCACAACAUGUAAUCUCUCUCAGCCGAAUUGUCCAGGCCACGUUGGCCAUAUUGACCUCCCGGUCCCUGUAUAUCACCCUGUUUUUAUGGACCAAGUCUUAAGAUUGCUUCGUGCGCAAUGCCAAUACUGUUUUCGCUUUCGAAUGCGACGGGCCGACUUGAGCCUUGUCGCUUGUAAGCUACGUCUUCUCCAAUUCGGUCUUAUAGACGCAGCCAACCACCUCGACGAUAUCACGGCCGAGACUACCGAUAUAGAAGUCGAAGAUGAAAAUCUUUCCGACGGCGAAGAAACCUCGGCGCUUGAUAAGAUCACUCGAAUGAGAGAAGCUUAUACCCAAACAACUCUCAAGAAUCACAGAAUAGGAACCGCUGAUAUCCGCAAGGGCAAGCAUGAAGGUGCAUCUGAAGCAAGGAGAGAAGUGCUCAAGAAUUUUUUAAGAGAUAUGACCAAGGGCAGAGCGUGCGCUACGUGCCAAGCGAUAUCACCAAGCUUCCGAAAGGAUCGGUUUGUCAAAAUUUUCGAGAAGCCACUUAGCGCCAAGGACCAGGCCAAAAUGGCGCAGCGAAACUUCGAACAUAGAGAUGCAUUAGCGAUAAAAAGGACGACCAAAGCAAAUGUCGCGAAGAAGCGUAGCUACGAGACAGAUGAAGGUAUCGCCGACAUUGAUCUACCAUCAAGCGAGGGAGAGCCCGACCAGGACAAUGACGAAGAAGAAGAAGAAGGAGAGGGAGAAGAGCUUGACGAAAAUGGCGAUGUGAUAAUGUCGGAAGGUGGUGAUGCUGCUGUCAGAGCCCCCAAGGCAAAGAAGGGCACAUCGGCCAAACCUCAGCAACGCUAUGUCAACUCGAUGGAGGUACAAGCUCGUUUGCAACUAUUGUUUGAAAAAGAGCAAGAAAUCAUGAGCUUGGUUUACAACUCGAGGCCCUCGGGCAAAAAACUCCCCGCCGACAACUUCUUCAUACAAACCGUCCUCGUUCCGCCAAACAGGUACCGUCCCGAGGCACGACAGGGUGAUGGAGGCAUUGCAGAAGCCCAGCAAAACUCCUUAUACAAGCAGAUUCUCACAUCCUGCGCCCGCAUUGCUCAAAUACAUAAGGAAAUCACUCAGCAGGCAAAAGAUCCCAAUUCUACGGCACGGCGGCGAGACAUGUCCGAAAUGCACGAAGCUUGUGUUCAACUGCAAGACAGCGUAAACUCUCUGAUUGAUCGCGAUAGAAAUCCUAUUCGUGGAGCCGCUGGGAAGAGGAAUGAGGAUGGUAUUAAGCAGAAGCUCGAGAAGAAAGAAGGUCUCUUCAGAAAAAACAUGAUGGGCAAGCGUGUCAACUAUGCCGCACGAAGUGUUAUUUCUCCAGAUCCCAAUAUCGAGACCAGCGAAAUAGGUGUUCCUCCUGUCUUUGCCAAAAAGCUAACGUAUCCGGAGCCCGUUACUAGUCAUAACUUUAGAGAAAUGCAACAAGCAGUUAUCAAUGGUGUCGACAAGUGGCCUGGUGCCGCCGCGAUUGAGAAUGAGAACGGUCAAAUUAUCAACCUGAAGAACAAAUCCGUCGAAGACCGUGUCGCCUUAGCCAACCAACUCCUUGCGCCGACGAGCCAAGAAUAUGCCGGCGUAAAAGGCAAAAAGGUCCAUCGCCACCUUGGAAACGGCGAUGUGGUGCUAAUGAAUCGUCAACCCACACUUCACAAACCCUCCAUCAUGGGUCAUCGAGCCCGAGUCCUACCUGGUGAAAAGACCAUUCGUAUGCACUACGCGAACUGUAACACGUACAACGCAGAUUUCGAUGGUGACGAGAUGAAUAUGCACUUUCCUCAGAACGAACUUGCUCGAGCCGAAGCGUUAAAGAUUGCCGACACCGAUCACCAAUAUCUAUCCGCCACUGCUGGAAAGCCCCUUCGAGGUCUAAUCCAAGAUCACUUGUCCGUGUCCGUUGCGCUCUGCAAUAAAGACACGUUUUUCGAUAAAGGCGCCUAUCAGCAGCUGGUAUAUGGUGCUCUGCGACCUGAGAGUGGUCAUAUCACAGCUGAGAGGUUGGAGCUUGUCCCGCCAGCCAUCUUCAAGCCUGCCAAGCGAUGGACAGGAAAACAGGUCAUCACAACCAUAUUGAAGAACAUGAAGCCUGCUGGCUGCGGUGACCUCUGGCUCACCGGCAAAUCCCAAUUAAAGCCUCCUUCUUGGGGCAAUUUCCUCGAGGAGAGUAAUGUGUUGUUUAGCGACGGCGAGUUUAUCACGGGUAUCCUCGAUAAGUCACAACUUGGUCCUAGUGCUGGUGGGCUCAUCCACUCGAUUCACGAGAUUUGGGGUCCCGAGGUUGCUGCCAAGCUGCUCAGUUGUCUAGGCCGUCUUCUUACCCGAUAUCUUAAUAUGCGCGCUUUCACUUGCGGUAUGGAUGAUUUACGACUUACGCCAGAGGGCGAGAAGAGCCGCAAAGAAAAGCUAAAAGCCGCCGACCAUAUCGGACUCGAAGUUGCUGCCAAAUUUGUCAGUCUUGCUGAUCGCCCCGAUAUUACUGGUACAGAUGAGCUGUUACUGGAACGAUUGGAAGAGGUUAUGCGCGACGAUACGAAGCAAGAGGGCUUGGAUCGCAUGAUGAACUCCCGAUCGCAGGAACUCUCUAGCGAAGUCAAUAAGACUCUUCCCGGAGGACUUGUGAAGCAAUUCCCGAAAAAUCAAAUGCAGUCGAUGACAACUUCUGGUGCAAAGGGAAGUAGCGUCAACGCGAACCUGAUUUCUUGCAACCUUGGCCAGCAAGUUCUUGAAGGUCGAAGGGUACCUCUGAUGGUCAGCGGCAAGUCGUUACCAUGCUUCCGUCCGUUCGAAACCAGUGUACGUGCGGGUGGUUACAUCGUAAAUCGUUUCUUGACUGGAAUCCGACCUCAGGAAUACUAUUUCCAUCACAUGGCUGGACGAGAAGGUUUGAUUGAUACCGCUGUGAAAACGUCACGUUCCGGUUAUCUACAAAGAUGUAUAAUCAAGGGAAUGGAGGGUCUCAAAGUUGCUUACGACACAUCUGUGCGAGAUGCCGAUGGAUCGAUGGUUCAGUUCUUAUACGGAGAAGAUGGUAUUGAUAUCACCAAGCAGAAAUACUUGACCGACUUCGGGUUUAUCCUUCGUAACCAAAUUUCUCAGGUCAAUUUACUUGGCAUUGGAGAGAGGGGAUGGGAUCAAGAAAUCUACGAAUCCAAAGACUACGCUCAGAAGUACCAAAAGAAAGCCAUUAAACAGGCCAAAGCGAACGAUCCGAAGGCCCUUGACCCUAUUCACACUGAGCUCAACCCCAACCGCCAUGCGUUCUCCACGUCGGAGAAAUUCUACGAGAAGGUCAACGAGUACAUCAAGAAAAAUCAAGAUGGCUUAAUAAAGGAGAAGGGUGAAAAGAAAUCAGACGCUAUGCUCAUCCCCCGCAAGUAUGCCGAGAAGAUAUUCCAUUCCAAGUAUCUUCACUCGCUAGUAGAGCCUGGCGAGGCUGUAGGCAUUGUUGCUGGCCAAUCCAUCGGUGAGCCUUCGACUCAGAUGACGUUGAACACGUUCCAUUUGGCUGGUCACUCGGCAAAGAACGUCACACUUGGUAUCCCCCGUCUGCGAGAAAUUCUCAUGACAGCUAGCGACCAUAUCUCCACACCUUCCAUGACACUAGUACUGAACGAAGAACUGUCAGAGGCAGACGGAGAGACGUUCGCAAAGGCCAUCAGCAUCCUUCCACUCUCGCACGUCGUUGACAAGGUCACGGUAAAGGAGCGUGUUGGAAAAGGUGUCGGCUACCGCUUGGCAAAGAUGUUCGAUAUUCACCUUCAGUUCUUCCCGUCUGCUGAAUACACGAAAACAUACGCCAUCAGCAUUUCCGAUGUGCUUAAUACCCUCGAGAUCAAGUUCUUGCCUGUGCUGGAGAAAUUGAUCAAGAAGGAAAUUAAGGCAAAGGUCGACCGAGAAGGCGGGUCGGUACCUGAGGUUGGUGUUAAAUCUGGUGUAGUCGAAGUAGCGUCAGGCAACCCCGAUGCUGUAGCUCGCGAUGAGGAUGAUGAUGACGAGGACGAGGACGAGGAUGACGCAACGAAUGCCAAGCAACGUGCAAACCGAUCACAGGCAGUAUCUUAUGGUGCGAACGACGAGGAAGAUGACGAAAUCCAGCAGCGAAUGGAACGAGAGGCGUCGCCUGAGGAUGAUGAGGAGCCCGAAGAUGAAGGAUUUGGCGGCAGCCCACCUCCACCCAGCGAUGACGAGGAUGAAGAAGGUAAUGUUAGCAAACGAGCGGGCGCCCGUGAGGGUCGCGUCAAGGAGAAGACGCAUGCCGUAUCUCGUUUUGCAUGCGAUGAAAAGAAGGGCGAGUGGUGCGAUUUCACGCUCGAAUACGAUUCCAACAUCCCUAAGAUCCUCAUGCUGAGCAUUGUCCAAGAUGCGGUCAAGAAAGCUCUUAUACAGCAAAUUGACGGGAUUAAGUCGUGCACAUUCGUGGCCGACGAGAAGAUAGUCGAUCCGCGAACUGGUGAGGAAGAGAAGAGAGCUGUGGUGCACACGACCGGUGUCAACCUCCGAGCCAUGCAGAAGUAUGGCGACUUUAUCAACCCUAAUAAAAUCCAAACGAACGAUAUUGCUUCAGUGCUCCAGGUGUAUGGCGUCGAGGCAGCACGCAACAGUAUCAUUCGGGAACUCGGGGGCGUUUUCGAAGGUCACGGUAUCGCGGUCGAUAAGCGACAUCUCAACCUCAUCGGAGACUACAUGACGAGGAACGGAGGGUUCACGCCGUUCAACCGCAACGGUCUGAAGGGCAACGUCAGUCCGUUCACCAAGAUGAGUUUCGAAACGACGUUGUCCUUCUUGAAGGACGCCGUUCUCGACGGAGACUGGGACGAUCUCACCACGCCGAGCGGCCGAAUCGUCAUGGGAAGGCUCGGCAAGAUCGGUACCGGAGCCUUCGAUGUUCUUCUCAAGACGCACCCGAAGAAUGGAAAGAACCACUUGGGUUGAGGAACCAUCAUCAUAGUUAAUGGAGUAUUUAAAAAAGAUAGGCGCAAUGGAUUUUUUUGAUUUUUUUUUUUCCCUGUCUUUCUCGUUCGAACAUUGGUUAGGAGUACAGUUGUAUUCUUAGUGUUUAGAUAUAGGAAAAUACCAGCUAUUUCGUUUUAAUUAUGCCUCUUAGUAUGAUGAAAUGCCGUGAUGUAAUCUGAUGAUGAGAAACUGCCUAAACCCCGUCCUUUGGUAAAUAUUAAUUUGGUACGAAACAUCCUAGACGUUCAAUAGGUAACAGGUACCUGAGAUAUUAGUUAAAUAGGUCGUUUUGCAACACGCCGAAUUCUCGUGCGUGGAAUAUCGCCAAGUUAUCGAAAAUCAAUAGUCCAUCCACCAUCACCACCACCACCAUCGUCCUACGAACUAUUCUCACGCCGACUGCGUCCGUUUAUAUAUAUCCACACUCACUCUCCCUAUUCUCUAAUCGUAUACGAUAGGUAGAAGUCAUAUAUUCCAAGCUCGUAGCUCAGACGUACAAUAGUCCCUUCCUGGAAGAGCACCUCACUAACUCAAGGACACAUGUUCAAAUAGUUAUAUCAGACAACCGAACUCCCCACCAUAGGUAUCUCCCUCUCC
This is a messenger RNA of Daldinia caldariorum, 6014 nucleotides long. Its product is annotated as beta and beta-prime subunits of DNA dependent RNA-polymerase. The transcript is spliced from 2 exons. Gene Ontology annotation, cellular component: RNA polymerase I complex. Bases 252 to 5396 code for a protein of 1714 amino acids. Lineage: Eukaryota; Fungi; Ascomycota; Sordariomycetes; Xylariales; Hypoxylaceae. Gene Ontology annotation, molecular function: DNA-directed RNA polymerase activity; DNA binding. The record is from RefSeq and is a predicted model, not a curated record. Gene Ontology annotation, biological process: DNA-templated transcription.